AUGAAAGAGUUAGUAGAUUCCAUUGAAGCCAUCCGAAAUUGUGUGAAGUAUAUUCACUCUUCUAGUGCGAGGUUGGAUAAGUUUCGGGAGUAUGUCGUCUUAGAGAAGAAGGACAAAAUGUCAACUAUCCCGAUGGAUGUUGUGACUCGGUGGAAUGCCACGUACAUCAUGCUUCAUGGUGCAUACAAGUUUAAAGGUGUAUUUGCAAGGUUGGUGGAAGAAUUUACGCUUUUUAAGUCAUACUUUGAAGAGGGGAGAGUGGGGCCUCCGAGUGAUGAAGAUUGGAAAAAAGCAAUGGGAUUUGCACAUUUCCUCAAGAAGUUCUAUGAUGCCACCGUCAAGCUUAGUGCCACUAAGACUCCGACCUCACAUAUUGUUCUAAAAAUCUUGAUAAACUUGAAGAUUGAGAUUGAGGCUAGAAUUAUAGAUAAGAAAAAAGUUGUGUUGCAAAAUUUGGCUACUUCUAUGAAGAGGAAGUUUGAUAAAUAUUGGGGCUCUUUCGAAGAUAUGAACAUGUUUAUGUUUGUAGCCCAAACCCUCGAUCCACGAUAUAAGUUUCAAUUGAUGGAGUUGCAAUUAGGGGGGCUUGGCUACACUCUUGAUGAAGUUGAGCAACUCAAGAGUCGGGUGAAAAUACAUUUGUACCUUAUGUAUCAAACUUAUAAGGGAACGGAAAAGUCACAUGUGAAUGUGCAUGAGGAUGGGGAUGAUGGUGUUGAUCUUGGUGAUGAUGAUGAUAUUGAUGAUGAUGAUGUGGAAUUGAGGAUAGAGCGGAGACUUAAUAGGCAAAGAAAGGAAGCAAAACUCAAAGAGAUAGCUAAUGAAGUUGACAAGAUGGUCAAUGCCUUAGUUUGCACAAAUGAUUGGCUUAGAGGAGAGGAAUUUCAAUUUCACAAGGAGCCUACAGAAGAAGAGCUUGAGUUCUACAUGGAACUCGAACAAUUGGAACAAAGUAUUCCCAAUACAAAUGAAAUGCCACCACCUCUAUCUAAAACUAAAAGUGCAAAUCCACCCAAGUCCAGAGUUAAUAAAUUAUCAUCCCAUCCAUCUCGAGGGGGGAAAGGGGGAAGGGGUCGAUCAAAUCGUGGUGGACGUGGAGGUGGUGCUACAUCAUCGAGCAAAUUAAUUGAUGAGGAGUAG
Molecule: messenger RNA, 1140 nt
Organism: Striga hermonthica
Lineage: Eukaryota; Viridiplantae; Streptophyta; Magnoliopsida; Lamiales; Orobanchaceae
Source: the annotation of a GenBank genome assembly